UGGACGACAUCAAGGUGCUGUCGGUGGAAUUGUGGCUGGAGGUGUUUUUCCAUUUGAACACGCUGAUGCAAAAUAAACUGCGUGGGGUGUGCUCAACAUGGGAUUCCAUCCUGCAAUCCCCUCUGCUGACAGCUAACAUUGUUACGGGAUUUCCGAGCUGGGGCGAUAUGAACGACGGGACUAUAAUCUGACCGCUCCCAUAUUCAAAUGUCUACGACCAUCCACGCGCCGCAUCACUGUAGUCGGUUACGCGGUAAACUUUGAACAGGUGAGUAGUUUUUACAAAAUGGCGGACAUGGUGCGGUACGUUCAGGAGACCACUCCCCAAGUUCGGUUUACGGCGCUGAAUGUGGUGCGACAUACAUUCCGGCUCAGGUGGGUGGGCUGCAACCAUAGGCUGGAAUGGUACAAAUGUCCUUUGCAUCAUCCGGAGACAGCUGUGAGCGCUGCAAACGGUUUUUUCCAAUGCGACAGUUCCCUGGAUGAAUUUAUUGCCACAUGCCGCCAUCUUCCGUGUGAUGGGAUCCAGGUGAGCCAGUGCCGCUUUACACUGUCCUUCGGCACGAUGCUCGGUGAAUGUGUUAUCGACAUUCCCCGAGCGCGCCUGGCAGUGAACGCUGAUCUAACCAGCACGAUGUGGGAAGCGUUGGAGGCGGGGUUGCUGAGACCGAGUGAGGAGGAGCUGCGUACCCUGUUGACGUCUUUGGACCGGACUGCUGAUCCAUACAAUAACGAAGAACCUCAGUUUCGAUGGAAAUACCGGACGUUGGUUUGCAAGGUUCUGUGUGCGACGCAGACAGCUGAUCCGCGCUCGUCGGUGCAUUAUCGCGGCAAGAAAUGGUGCGUCGAUGGUCUGCAGGGAUUGCAGAUGGGGAAGUUGUCACGCAUUGCGCUGCAUUUCCUCAUUCAGCUGGCGAAGAACAUUGAUCAGUUAUGUGCAUUCUAUCCGUACCUUUACGAGGAGUAGAAUUUAUGCAGGUAUUGGAGGGGUUAUUGUAAUGAACACCUCAAGAAACGUCUGAAGAAUGGAUUUCGAAUGUAAAUUUUGUUGUACUAAUACUGAUAGGGUGAUCGAAAGCUCUGUUUCUACCGCUUGAUUUCGGACUUACGAUUACUUCUAAAGUGUUUCUCACCUAACGGUGCAUGUUAUAAUGAUGUCCCAAGUUAGGACAGAUUAUUGUUUGCUGGAUCGCUUGUUGUUUUGCUCUGAUACACCAAUACUGAAACUUCUGUUGCCAGAUGAGAGUCCGAUGACACGAGCUGUGAGAAGUCAAGGA
Messenger RNA from Paramacrobiotus metropolitanus, 1277 nucleotides. RefSeq lists its product as uncharacterized. The transcript has 2 exons. The record is from RefSeq and is a predicted model, not a curated record. NCBI's taxonomy places the organism in Eukaryota, Metazoa, Tardigrada, Eutardigrada, Parachela, Macrobiotidae. The coding region runs from base 287 to 967 and encodes 226 amino acids.